Magnusiomyces paraingens is the source of this 1395-nucleotide messenger RNA. RefSeq lists its product as uncharacterized. The record is from RefSeq and is a predicted model, not a curated record. The coding region runs from base 1 to 1395 and encodes 464 amino acids. Gene Ontology annotation, biological process: regulation of DNA-templated transcription. The transcript has a single exon. Lineage: Eukaryota; Fungi; Ascomycota; Dipodascomycetes; Dipodascales; Dipodascaceae. Gene Ontology annotation, molecular function: histone acetyltransferase activity.
AUGGAUCCGCCACCAACACAACCGUCUAGCGCCGGAUCCGCCACGGCUCCGUCGUCUUCUCCAUCAUCGACGACUCCCUCUGUUGAUCCCUCAUUAGUAAUAACUCAUGCAAUACUACCUAUUGGUGCCAAAGUCUUUGUUGACAAAGAUGGCGAAAAACGGCAAGCUGAAAUUCUGGCGCGUCAACCUAAACGUUCCGGCAUGCUGACCUUUUAUGUCCACUACGUCGAGUUCAACAAGCGUCUUGAUGAGUGGGUCCCCGAGUCCAGGAUUGAUUUAAACAUGGCAGUUUUAUGGCCUAAACAAGGUAAAAAGGCAAUAGGGUCUCAUGGGUCUCCAGCGGCCUCUGGCCCGCAAAAAAAAACUAAUUCCAGACACAAUAACAAUAAUAAUAACGAAACCAUUGAUUUGGACGAUGCAGUCAAUGCACUUAAUGGUAAUCCUGCUGGCGGGGUGCCUUAUGACCGUGGACAGGAGAUUGAGAAGCUGCGGACGUCUGGGUCCAUGACUCAAAACGCACUCGAAGUUUCUCGUGUCAAGAAUAUUUCACGUAUUAUUAUGGGAGAGCACGAAGUGGAACCUUGGUACUUUUCACCUUACCCAGUUGAACUUACAGAGGUUGAUAUUAUUUACAUUUGCGAGUUUACCUUGUCAUAUUUUGCUUCUCGUAAACAGUUUGAGCGGUUUCGUUCGAAAACCAUGCUUAGACACCCGCCGGGAAAUGAAAUUUACCGAGAUGAAAGAGUCUCCUUUUUCGAAAUCGAUGGCCGCAAGCAGCGUACUUGGUGCCGCAAUUUGUGUCUUCUUUCCAAGCUUUUCCUUGACCACAAAACCUUGUACUACGACGUUGAUCCGUUUCUUUUCUACUGCAUGACUCGCCGCGACGACAUGGGCCAUCAUCUUGUGGGGUAUUUUUCAAAAGAAAAGGAGUCUGCUGAAGGAUACAAUGUAGCGUGUAUUUUGACUCUUCCACAGUACCAGCGUCAUGGUUAUGGCCGCAUUCUUAUUGAUUUCUCAUAUGCCCUUUCGAAACGCGAAUCUAAAUUCGGGUCGCCAGAAAAGCCUCUUUCAGAUUUAGGUCUUUUGUCAUACAGAGCCUACUGGGCGGAUACCGUUAUUGAGCUGCUAGUGGAAAAUAGUAAGGCUGGCAAAACGGAAACUACAAUUGAAGACAUUGCUUCGAUCACCGCCAUGACUACAACUGAUAUCCUACACACACUUGGAGCACUCAACAUGCUCAAGUAUUACAAAGGGCAGCAUAUUAUAUGUUUGACCGAUGCACUUGUGGACAAGUAUGAGCGAGAAAAGGCCAAGAAGAGGCACCGAAUAGAUUCUUCGUUACUCAAGUGGAAACCUCCAGUAUUUUCUGCAUCGCAAUUACGGUUUGGAUGGUAA